AUGAUAGGUAGAUUAGCUCAUAUUGGAAUAGAUUUAGUAUUAAUAUCAGGAGUAUUAGCAGGAAUAAAAAGAUCAAGUGGUAUAACACCAAAUUUAGAUUUAAUUGAAAAUAAAGAUGUUAGAAAUUAUGCUGGAAAAUAUUUAAAUUUUGGUGAAUUAUUCUUGGAUUCUACUGGUGCUUUUUUGGGAUCAAGUCAAUUUUUUACAAGAAAAUGA
Molecule: messenger RNA, 216 nt
Organism: Lodderomyces pseudojiufengensis
Lineage: Eukaryota; Fungi; Ascomycota; Pichiomycetes; Serinales; Debaryomycetaceae
Exons: 1
Coding region: 1-216 (71 amino acids)
Cellular component (GO): cytoplasm
Source: RefSeq, a predicted model, not a curated record